Messenger RNA from Pocillopora meandrina, 4136 nucleotides. The record is from the annotation of a GenBank genome assembly. Lineage: Eukaryota; Metazoa; Cnidaria; Anthozoa; Scleractinia; Pocilloporidae.
AUGUUAAAGAAGUAUUUCAGCUUCCCAAACACCACAAAAGUCAGUUUGAAAUACGAUUCGAUGCCGGAUUUCCCAGCCGUGACUAUUUGCAACUUCAACAACUGGGUACACAUAUGAAGUUCUGUUGUUAAAAAUUUUUUGUUGUCACUUCGUUAGGACUGGGUGGAGCUACAUAUGAAAAUGUAGACUUCACCUUGCACACUAACCAACUUAACACAAAAACCAUUUUAUUCGAUGAUGGGACAUCAAAUCAAGGAUACUAUGCAUUCUUGUCGGUGGAACGGUAAACAUACCUGCGAUUACAGGAAUUUCACUCCAGUUUUGACCUCUAUGGGGCUUUGCCACACAUUUAAUUCAGGUAUGUUUUGGGAUUUUUUGAUCUUAACAAGCCUUCUUUUUUUCUUUGAGAAUCUGCCAAGGUCUUCAUUAUUUAUGCAGAUGCUUUAUUUUCGAAGCAUCAGGGCUGUAAUUUGUGUUAUUUUGUUGUUGUUUUCAAGUCGAUCUAUAAUUACAACCGAGUGAUCUGGAACGUUUGCCAAGACGCAAAGAUUUAAUCCAUGUAGAUCACUGUUACGAUUACUGUUUGAUGGAAAAAUUCAUGUUCGGUGAAGUUGUUUACUUUAAAUGAUUAUAAAUUAUUAAUAUGGAUAAGUUGAGGGACUUACGUACGUACGGAGGGACGGACCGACCAAUGGGUGGAUGGAUUGAGUGAUUGAUUCUCAGAUUUUUCAGGGAAGGAUGGCCAAGGUGUUCUGAAGGUCAAUGAGGCAGGAGCAGACUCUGGACUUUCUUUGAUACUAAACGUACAACAAUAUGAAUAUUUUGGAAUUCAAGCAAUCAGCGCCGGCCUCAAGAUACGUGUUCAUCGUCAGAAUACUCUGCCUAUAGUUGGUCGGCUUGGAUUUUCUGUUGGUCCUGGCACAAGUGUAUUUGCAGGGAUACGAAAAAAGAGGGUAAGUUAUAUAAGGAAGGAGAGCGGUCUCUGUAAAUAUCAUAACCGUAGCAACCGAAUGGGCCUUUCCCGAUUGUGCUCGGCAACUUUUGGGUAAGCUUUGACGUUUGGAGUAUCCUUAAAUUUCGUCCCUAUUUGCGAGCAACUCCUUAAAGCUAGGUUCCAGCUGUUUUUUCUUGACCGAUGUUAGCAUUUAUUGUGAAGAACAAAAAAUAAAGCACUUAAUUAAUGUUCAUAUUAGAAUAUCAAGAAAUUCAGCUGGAAACUUUUUGGAUUUGGUAUCUCUUUAGCAUAGUUUAAGCAUUCCGGUGAGCAACUUUCCAGCAUUUUACGAGCACAAUCGGGACAGUCCUACGACCGAUUGCAAUCCAGAUCAUUAAUUUAGUUUAUUAAUUACUUGAUCAGCAAGCCCCUGAGACCACGUUUUCUUCUUUUUUUUGACACAAUCUCAUCGUUCUUUUUUAAUCACUUUGUUAAAAGUACAUCUCGAAUCAGCAGUGAUUUGUUACUUACGACUAUGAAUACGUGGACUAAAUAGAGGUAAUCCAAAAUGGCUUUCAGAAAUUUCUUGUUCACAGCUUAUGAAACAAUUUUCACAUUAGUAUUUAAACGUGACAAAAAAAAAGGCAACAAUUCUUCUUUUCCUACAGCCCUUUUCCAAUCUGAAACACCUCGAGGUUUUCUUUCUUUCUCUCUUUCUUUCUUUCUUUUUUUUUUUUUUUUUGUUUCAGUUUUAAAUGUCUUAUGGAAGCUUUUGGUCUGCCUCAAAGAGGGCCCUUGGAUCACUUAAGGCUCGAGUUUGUUGUAUCAAAUCAUAAGUCAAACAAAAAAUCAAUUCGUUCUACAAAAUAAUCCUUGAGCUUUACCAUCCCUCCGUCUACUUGUUGAAGGUUAUAAAUCUCCCAAAACCGUACGAAAGCAACUGCUACGAUGGAAAGAUGGAUGCCAUAACUGAUCACACGACGUACACAAUUUCAUCAUGUUUGUCGCUCUGUGAGACCAGGUCUUUGAUAAAAGAAUGCGGUUGUAGAAACAUGGAAAUGUCUGGUGAGUUUUCAAAUGAUACUCUUCUUAAUUAUUGAGCUUACCUUUGUAAUUUCUCGUUUGGAACGAUAAUACACUUACAAAUUGACAUUCAAGGGGGGAGGAGGGGAGGGAGGGGAGGGAUUUCACUCAGAAAUCUUCUGGAAGUUUGCUAACGUUUCAUGAAAGAAAGUAAUCCCCGAACUGAUACUUUCCUGUCUGCAAUGAAGAGCUGACGUUAAAUAAAUUUGGUCAAGAGGGUGAUAAGACUGCUUGGAAUUCUCUCUGCAAGGUUGAAAAGUUGAGUAGACCUUAAACCAAAGUAGUGGCAUUUGAAAAAUGUAUGAAAUUUAUACCUAAAUCAUACCCUUAAUAGACUUCUGAAAACUUUUUAAGCUCGAGACGAGUUUUUGGUUGGUACGAAAUAGUGAGGAAGACAACAUAAAGAGAGGGGAAAAUGACGUAUUCUCCACCGUUGUGAAACUAGGAACUUUGAAAAGUAAAGAAUUAAUCGUGAGGGCAACUCAUAACUAUUCAAUUAACUUAUCCGCUUCACAUUCGUUGUGCUAGCGUGCCUUUAGUAAUUCAACACAUUGCUGUUCAUGCACCAGCUAGUGCCAUAAGUUCGCACCGUUAAUACUUUAAUUACAUCCUGUUUCAACAGGACUCAACGGCACCAAACCCUGCAAAACCAAAAAAGAGUUGACUUGCCUUCUUAAAGCUCAAGGUUCGUGUAUAUCAUAUAUGUUUCCAAUUUACUUCUGGCCUCGGUUGUUCACUAUCCACUGGAUAAAUCUUCAUUUGCUGGAUAGCGCAGCACGCCUGUUUUUUUUUUUUUGGUUUGAUACACUUUUUCGCUGGAUAGCGUUAUCCGCCCAGGGCUUUAUGAUGUAUUUCUAAUAUUUGAGCAACCUGAUGCCAUUACCUCCUCAUUAUUUCAUAUUCCAGCUACCUUUCAAACCUUAAAGAAAAAUCAGUGUGAUUGUCCAGUGCCCUGUGGUGCGAUUUCCUAUGAACCCUACUUGUCAUACGCUGCGUUCCCUAGCGUAGGAUAUUUGUCGCGGUUUUUCAAAGCAGGGGAGAAUAACACUUACUGGACAGCAGAAAAAAUCAAACAAACACAACAAUGGUUAAGGUAAUCGUAUGUAAAUUAAGUUUGUUGGACAAAGCCUAACGUUUAUGGACACUAUAUAUAUACGGUAAAGAUAAACUCUGAUUGUAACUACUCACUUUUCCUGUAAACUCGAUCUUGAGGAAAAAAAAGAUAAAAAAUUUUGUGUCGCGAUCACAGCUAAUGUAAGUAUUAACAAUGAUAAUAAUGAUAAUGUUAAUUGACCUCUUCCCUAAUGGGGCUUUUAAACAUACCAGUUGACUAUAUAUAUAUAGCGCACCCAAGGAGUUAAACUUAAGGCAAAGAGAACAAGUCUAAUAAGUAGUGGAAAGUAGGGCUUAAACCCGACCCCCCUCCUGCGACGAUUCCGACUUCCCCCUCGUCCACCUCAAAAAUUCCAGAAAACUAAAACUUUUGUGGGUUGUUCCUGAGUGUGGGUCGAAUUCUUAUUUUUCAGGCUGACUGACCUAAUUUUAAAGUUAAGCAAAUUUGUAUGUCAACAACUUGUUCAUUAUCACCUUUUGAUAUUUGAUCAAUUAAUGGAUUUCUAUUUUUCUAUUAUAAACUCAUUUGAUUGAACUGAAUCCACCUUAUUCUUUAUAAUUCAAUAAGUAAUUUUAUUUUUACAGGCAGAACUUUCUAGAGCUGCGUGUUUAUUUCCAGGAUUUGAAUUACCAGGUUAUUGAGGAAACACCGGCCUAUGAAUUGGAAAGUUUGUUAGGUAAGUUCAUCUCUUCAUAUGUAAACAUCAACUUUCUUCUUAAUCUUUAAGGAUAAGUGUCUAUUUUGUAUUUAAACUUGUGCUUCUACUGCACUCCGUUACUCAUAAAGACGCCAUUUGCUGAAAUUUCACGCUAAAGCCCCGGUACAUCAUCUCGAGCCUUUGCUGUCACGCAGAUUUCUUUCACGUGAAUAAAUUGUCUCUUUUUCUUAUUCUCAGGCGAAAUCGGCGGUCAAGUUGGUCUUUGUGUCGGUGCCAGUCUCCUGACCGUGCUUGAGUUCUGUGACGUCAUACUUGGUAUCGUAAGAAUACAAAUGGGGUUGAGAUGA